GCAUGGACUCGUAUGCAGAGGCGCAAGACGGAGGUGGUGAAGAGGCUGAGGAUGCAAGUGGCUCUCAGGCGUCCAUGUCAGAGGUGGAUGCAGCCGGGUGGAACGAGGGGGAUGUGCAGUUGCCAUGGACCCGGGAAUCUGACGACAUGUGUGCGAGUAUGGUUGUCGAGCCACCGUCGCCUGGGGAGCACAGCCCGGCAAUUUCCAGAAGCGGCAGCGCUCGCAGCUCGUCGCCUAAUCCAGGAGUCGUGUAUUGGAUCAGUAGCAUGCGAGUCGCGUCUCCUCUGCCAAUCAGCUACCACUUUUUGCAAACGCCGCUGCGUCUCAGCCCGCAGUUUGAGCACUGCAGAGGGGAUCCGGCAUCGCACCUGGUUGUGCCGGAUCGGUGUCGGCUGGCGUACAUGAUGGAGCAGCUGGCACGCGAGUAUGCACCUGCACACAGGAGCGUCUCACCGCCUCGAUUCGGAGCGUGCUAGAUGGUGAGUGGUGUUUGGUAGUUUGGCGACGGUGGUAUUGCUGGGGAGCACGCGAGGCAUUUGCUUGUUUCGGGAAUUACGAGUCCGUGUCGCCUAAGCGGUUGCGCCCGGGUGGGCUAGUUUUGCUUGUAUAUUGAAUCGUCAGAAAUUGAUUGCCAGUCUACUAUAUAGCGAUGCGCAGCAGACGAGGGCGCGUGGGCAGGUGCAGGAGACGAGGUGCGGUCAAGUGGAUGAUGGGUUGAUGGAGGAUGGGGGUGGGUGGAUGGAUGGAUGGAUGGAUGGAUGGAUGGAUGGAUGGAUGGAUGGAUGGAUGGAUGGAUGGAUACAUAGAUGGGUGUACAGGGCAGAGGGUGUGAAGGGCGUGCGCGGUUCCGACUUCACCCGCAUGUUCGCGCUACGCCAUUGGGCGCACUGUCGCGUACCGCCGUUGCAGCAUCAGC
Exserohilum turcica Et28A is the source of this 916-nucleotide messenger RNA. RefSeq lists its product as uncharacterized. The transcript has a single exon. The annotation marks the transcript as partial. The record is from RefSeq and is a predicted model, not a curated record. NCBI's taxonomy places the organism in Eukaryota, Fungi, Ascomycota, Dothideomycetes, Pleosporales, Pleosporaceae.